This is a messenger RNA of Drosophila obscura, 5476 nucleotides long. RefSeq names its product zinc finger protein ush (gene ush). Bases 1278 to 5141 code for a protein of 1287 amino acids. Gene Ontology annotation, molecular function: RNA polymerase II-specific DNA-binding transcription factor binding. The record is from RefSeq and is a predicted model, not a curated record. NCBI's taxonomy places the organism in Eukaryota, Metazoa, Arthropoda, Insecta, Diptera, Drosophilidae. Gene Ontology annotation, biological process: cell differentiation; heart development; positive regulation of transcription by RNA polymerase II. Gene Ontology annotation, cellular component: nucleus. The transcript has 8 exons.
CAAAAAGUUACGAGAAGAAAGAAAAGCUGAAAAUAAACCAAUUGUAGAGAAAUUAAACAAUUAAUUGUUGUAGAAAGAGAACAGAUAUAAUGUCAGAGAGUGGAGCCAAUAUAAGUGUUAGCUAAUUUGAGUGUUUGACCAACAAAAAGUGCAUAAAACAGCAGCUGAAGAAGAGUUUAAGCCUCAAAGAGGAAUUUAUACAUUUGUUGGGUGAAUAAUAUUAAACAAAUUGAAAACGAACAACAAAAGUGCUUGCAGUGCUCUUUCCGGCUUGCCUCUAACUGUUAAUUGUGUCCCGAAACAACAGUAAAUGGCCUGGCACAGUUGCAACGCGUGCGAGUGAGAAAGAGUGUGGAGUGUGGUCUCUGGUGCGGUGCCCUCCUUCCCGGGGGAAAACGUGCGUAAAUGUUUCGGCGUUUUUGUUUUGAUUCUUAUCACGCCACGAAGCAGACGGCAAGGCAUGCGAGGCAAUGAAAAAUAAAGUAAAAACAAAAUGGAAAUUCGAGCGGGAGAGACAAAUGCGCGCGCAUUCGUUGCUCUCAUUGCGGCUCUGGCUCUCCAUGCGGGCUCUCUCUCUCUGUGGCCACCGGUUUUUCCGCUUUGUGCGAGCUUUCGUUGAUUUUGGAGCGAAGCCCCAACGCAUUUGGCGACGCCAACCUGCUUACAGUUUUAGUUGGGAGCUUGCACUGUUCGGACGUUCAAAAGCCCACAAGCCACGCCCCCACCGACAAGGCACUGGCAAAACACGCGACAAGCAUAGCAACAAUUGCAAAAAAAAAAAAUUACUGUAAAACCCCGAGCAUCAUUCACCCAAUAAGUUAUUUGGGUUGAUAAUUAUCCCCCAUUUGCAUUCCGUUACGUUACAAUAUCGAUUCUAUUCCAUUACAUUCCCAUUCCCACUUACGUUACGUUACGCGAUCUGUGCGCGAUCCGCGCGUUUUUUGUCGCCCGCUAAACGCGUCGAUCGUUAAAAAUUCAUUAGAGCUUAUUAAUCGCUCGUAGCUAUAGAAAUAAUCGCAAUCAUUAUAAAUUAUUGAUACUUGCGAGUGCUGCCCGUGGCCCCACCCCCCAACCCAACCCAACAAGUGUGUGAAUUUUUUCCCUCUCGCUGUGUGUGAGUGUGUGAACGUGUGUGUUCCGGUUGUGCAUCCGAUCGCCAAUCGACUGACCGACCGCCGGUAAAUGUCCACGGAAAAGGAAACGAAACGGAUCUGAUGCAGACGCAGUAGGCCGCUUCGCACGACCGCCGUUGGACCCCCCGCCGCCGUUCGCAUACAAUGUCACGACGCAAACAAUCAAACCCGAAGCCGUUGAAUAAAGGUGAUUGUUCCGAUACCACAGAAGAGAUGACCGUUGACAGCAGAGAUUCCAAAGAUUUAACCGCUCAGGAACUGGGCGAAGAAAAGCAGCAGCAACAGCAGCAGCAGCAGCAGCAGCAGGAGGACGAUCCAAUGGAUCUGCAGGACAACAACAACAACAGCGAUGCAGAUGGCGAUGCCGAUGCCGAUGCCGAUGCAGAUGCAGAGGAUAGGGACAGCAUCCAGCCAGAAGAGACUCAGGAUUUGGGGGAAACAGAAAUGGAGCACAGCCAGUUGGAGGAGGAACGGCAGCAGGCAGAGGCAGCGCCCAUCAGUAGUCCCAGUACACCGCCACGCAGUCCUACGCCCAGCGGCAUUCUGGUGCCAAAGCUGGAGCAGCCAGCGACACCCCCAUCAGCGUCAGAGUCGCCAUCGCCGAGUCCCUCGCCAACGCCCACGCCCACGCCCACACCGAGGCUACCCAAACUGCGCCUCAAUGCGCUGCUCGCCUCGGAUCCCGCCCUGAAGCCCGACGCCAAGGAGCUGCAUCUGUCGGACAAGCGUCUGCUGGCACCGCCGCCCCACAUCAAGCCCGAGCCGCAGUCGCAGCCCGAUAUCGUGGAGCCGCUGCUGAAGCCGGCGCGUUUCAUGUGCCUGCCCUGCGGCAUAGCCUUCAGCUCGCCCUCGACGCUGGAGGCGCAUCAGGCCUACUACUGCUCGCAUCGCAUCAAGGACACGGAGGACGGAGCGGACGGAGCCAAUGCAGACAAGUCGGCCAGCGGCGACAAGUGCGCCACGGGAGGAGUCUCUGGCGGCGGCGGCGGCGCAGGAACUGGCAGCAGUGGCUCGGAGCCGCCGGCAAAGGUGGCGCGCAUCGGCAAGCAGUACGCGUGCGCCCAGUGCUCGUACAGUGCCGACAAGAAGGUGUCCCUCAACAGGCACAUGCGCAUGCACCAGACCUCGCCGGCGCCCAGUCUGAGCAGCCUGGGCUCCCUCGGCAGUCUGCCCAUCGGGCUCACGGCCAAUGGAGUACAGCCCGGCACGGCAGGCGGAAGCGGAGGCGGAGGCGGCAGCAGCAGCAGCGCAACCCUCGAGGAGGCUUCUAGUCAACAAACGGACCGCUACUGCAGCGACUGUGAUAUCCGAUUCAACAACAUCAAGACCUACCGCGCCCACAAGCAGCACUACUGCAGCUCCCGUCGCUCCGACGGCCGUGUCACACCCAAGGGCGGUGCAGCAGCAGCAGCAGCCGAGGGAGCAGCCGCCGCCGCCGCCGCUCGAGAAUCAGGGGGAGGAGCGGCUUCGGCAGGCAGCGCUGCGGCGUCCGCGGCGGCGCCUGGCAAGCUCAGUCCACAGACGCGCAACAAGACACCCACCCCGGCCAUGGUGGCAGCGGCGGCAGCAGCAGCGGCGGCGGCGGCAGCAGCAGCGGCCGCUGCCUCGUUGCAGGCACCCACGCCACAGCCAUUCCUGGCGCUACCCACGCAUCCCAUCAUCAUUGUGCCCUGCAGCCUGAUCCGAGCGGCGAGCAUCAUUCCAGGACCACUGCCCUCACCCGCGUCGGGUAUCGUGAAUCUGGAGUCCACCUGCUUCACCGUGGACAAUGGCGCCAUCAAGCCGCUGGCCACUGCGCUCAUCAGCAAUGCGCUCGCCGGCAAUAUGAAUCACUUUGUCAAUUCGCUGCACCUGCCCGCCCUGGAGCCGCCGGCGGCAGAUCGGCCGACAGCCGAGCGCACUGGCGCUGCCGAGGAGUCCAAGAGCAGCAGUCCGCCAGAGCCCAAGAGGAAGGAGGCAGGCGGCAGUCGUGAAUCGGCGCCCCUCGAUCUUUCGUUUCGGCGCUCGCCCAUCUCCAUCUUGCAGCAGCGCCAGCGGCACAUUCGUUCCGCUGCUGCCGCCGCUGCCGCUGCGCUGCUGGAUGUGGAGGAGGUGCUGCUGGGGGCGGGCAAGGAGAAUGUGGAGUCUGGCUGCGGCGGCAGAGCGGGCGGCAGUGUGACGCCCGAGCAGAUUGUCUGUGCGCCCUCCCUGCCGAGCAGUCCCUCGAUGAGUCCCUCGCCCAAGCGACGGGCGAGUCCCCGGAGCUCGGGUGCGGGCAGUGCCUCCUCCAUGUCGCCGCCCGGCAUGAAUCCAGCCCAUCUGCUGGACAUACGCUCGAUGCUGCCGGCGGACUUUGGCCUGUCGGAGUCGCUGCUGGCGAAGACCAAUCCGGAGCUGGCGCUCAAGCUGGCGGCAGCCGCUGCGGCAGCCGUGGCGGCAGGAGGCAGUGCCUCCUCCUCCGCCGUGGCGGCUGGCUCCAAUGCGGGCAGCCAGCAGCAACAGCAACAGCAGCAGCCGCAGAUCUACGUGAAGCAGGGCGUCUCCAAGUGCAAGGAGUGCAACAUCGUCUUCUGCAAGUACGAGAACUAUCUGGCCCACAAGCAGCACUACUGCUCGGCCCGCAACCUGGAGCCCAGCGGCAACGAGGGCAACGACUCCAAGUGCGCCGUCUCGCCGUCGAAUGCCACAGCCGGCAAUGGUGGCGGUGGCGGUGGUGGCGGCGGUGGUGUCGCCUCCGCCGUGGAGACUACGCCCGUGGCCUAUCAGCAGCUCAUUUGCGCCGCCUGCGGCAUCAAGUACACCUCGCUGGACAAUCUGCGCGCCCACCAGAACUACUACUGUCCCAAGGGUGGCGCCCAGGCCGCCACUGCGCUCGCCGAGGCCACCAAGGAGGCCACCAAGUGCGGCAAGUGCAAGACCCUGCACGAGCACGGACACCCCUGUCCGGCGCCACCCGCUGCUGCCACGCCACUGACGGCGCCCUCCAGCCUCCAGUCGUCGUCGUCGUCAGCGGGGGGGGGUGCCUCCUCGGGCAUGAACAGCGUGAACAAGUGUCCGGUGUGUGGCGUGGUGAGUCCCACGGCCGCACUGGCCCGCAAGCACAUGGAGAUGCACGGCACGGUGAAGGCCUUCCGCUGCAGCAUCUGCCAGUACAAGGGGAACACGCUGCGCGGCAUGCGCACCCACAUCCGCACGCACUUCGACAAGAAGACGAGCGACGUCAACGAGGAGCACUACAUGACCUGCAUCUUCGAGGAGGAUAACUCGGGGCAUGCCGCUGUGUCGCAGGAGCUGCCACCCACAGUGGCAGCAGCGGCGGCCACAGUGCCGCAGCAGGAGCCACCGAUGGAGCAUCCGGCGCAGCUGUUCAACUGCGAUUACUGCAAUUAUGCCUCCACCUACAAGGGCAAUGUGCUGCGUCACAUGAAACUGCUGCAUCCGCAUGUGGCCAUCAAUUCGCCCUCGAUAUCCCCCGAGUCGCGUGAACAGGAGCCGCUGCUGCCCAGCUCCACGCCGAAUGCGCACGAAGCGUCCAAUGGCGAGGCACUCGGCUUCCACAUCAAAUCAGAGCCCGGACUGGACAAUCCACCGACGCUGGCGCUCGUGCACGAGAACAACAACUCGCCCAUUGGCACGCCAUUGCCGCACAUCAAGGCCGAGCCAAUGGAGAUGGGCAUGGAGGCCAUGUCGCCCACACCGCUGGCCCUGGCCCUGCCCCUGCCACCGCCACCGCCCGUUGCCUCGCCCCUGGCGGCCGCUGCAGCCGAGGCCAUGAAGAAGUACUGCUCCGUGUGCGACAUAUCCUUCAACUAUGUGAAGACCUUCCUGGCCCACAAGCAGUUCUACUGCAAGAGCAAGCCCGCGCGGCCCGAGCUCAACGACAGUCCCAGUCCCGGAGUGGGCGUGGGCGUGGGUGUGGGUGUGGGCUUGGGCGUUGGCAUGGGCAUGGGUGGGCAGCCGCUGCAGUCGCCCAGCGAACUGAUGCUGAUGCAGAAGAACAAGGAGAACCUGCAGGAGGCGGCCAUUUGAGAGAGCCAGCAGCGGCAGAUGUGGGAGGCGCAGCGCAAGCAGCUCGAAUGGUAUUACAAGUGCUUCUGAGCAGAGAAUCCAAAUCGAAUAAACUCUAAACUGUAUAAUCCAUAAACAUAAUCCGUAAAUCCAUAAAUCCGUAAAUCCGCGUAACUUGUAAACCGUAGCCUCAACGACGACGACAGUAUUCCUGGAGAAUCUCCCUGUCGCUGCAACACUCCUCCACUCCUGCGAUGCCACGUCAGGACUGACUCCUACGAUCUACCGAUAUAUAGAAAAUAGUUAUACAUAUAAUACAUAAACAUAAAUAUACACAACAUAUAUACAUACAUACA